Symbiodinium necroappetens is the source of this 1001-nucleotide messenger RNA. The record is from the annotation of a GenBank genome assembly. NCBI's taxonomy places the organism in Eukaryota, Dinophyceae, Suessiales, Symbiodiniaceae.
GAUUCAUGGAGGAGACCGCCUACAACUCGGUGGUGAAGGACAUGCGCCUGCCGGAGAAGCAGCUCUUUGGCUUGCCCGUGACCUUCGAUCUUCCAGAGGUGGAUGGCAUCAAGCAGGGCGACAAGCUGCUGCUGAAGUGGAAGGGGACGAACGUCGCCGUCCUCGAGGCUUCUUCCAUCUGGAAGCCCAACAAGGUGGUGGAGGCCAAGGAGUGCUACGGCACCAGCAGCCUGGAACAUCCCACUGUGGCCUCCCUGGUGCAGGAGAUCGGCAAGUAUUACGUCGGCGGCAAGAUCCACGGCUUCGAGCUGCCUAAGUUUGGCUACCCUACGCAGACCCCGGCUGAGGUCCGGGCGACGCUGCCGGAGAACAAGCAGGUGGUCGCCUUCCAGAACCGCAACCCCAUCCAUCGUGCUCACUUUGAGCUCCUCAUCUGUGCCCAGAAGGACGUGAAGGACUCCAUCCUUCUUGUCCAUCCCACUUGCGGGCCCACGCAGCCGGGUGACAUCGAUGGCCUCGUGCGCAUCCAGACCUAUGAGGCCCUGAAGACGGAAACCGAGAAGGAGUACCCCAUGUUCCGCUGGGCCUACCUGCCAUACAGCAUGAAGAUGGCUGGACCUCGCGAGGCCAUCCAGCACAUGAUCAUCCGCAAGAAUUACGGUGCCACCCACUUCAUCAUCGGGCGUGACAUGGCCGGGACCAAGAGCACCAUUGAUGGCGAGGACUUCUAUGGACCCUAUGAUGCCCAAGAGACCGGCAAAAAGUACUCCGCGGAGCUCGGCGUGACGGUGACCCACUACGAGAACAUGGUUUAUGUCGGCCCAGAGGAAGGCUACGUCCAGGAGAGUGUGGCCAAGAGCAAGGGCUACAAGGUGGUGAAGCUCUCCGGCACCGAGUUCCGCCGACGCCUCCGUGCUGGCGAGGACAUCCCUGAGUGGUUCGCAUUCAAGUCGGUGGUGGAUAUCCUCCGAAAGGCCGGAGACAGCGCCUUCUGCGCCUAG